Messenger RNA from Salmo salar (Atlantic salmon), 3164 nucleotides. RefSeq names its product sphingosine 1-phosphate receptor 1. Gene Ontology annotation, biological process: G protein-coupled receptor signaling pathway. Gene Ontology annotation, cellular component: membrane. Gene Ontology annotation, molecular function: sphingosine-1-phosphate receptor activity. The record is from RefSeq and is a predicted model, not a curated record. Lineage: Eukaryota; Metazoa; Chordata; Actinopteri; Salmoniformes; Salmonidae.
GCAUUCCUGCAAUAAUUGUAAACCAGAGAGUAAUGCUAUUUCAUCUCCAAGCCACCUCGGGCAAUUUAUUUACCUACAGUUAUUGCGACUUCAGAAGCCAAUUAAACGAGAGGUAGAGAGGAAGGCUGAGCGUUGGAGGGAAGAGUCCAGCCCAGCCCACUUCAAGUCGAGUCCUGCACCAGUCUAUUUUCUCCUAUCACCAUCUGUCACGUCUGAUCAUCAGUCAGAGCGUACUGUAUUCAACGCAAGACAACUGCGCUAAAUAAGAUCACGUUCUCAGGCAAAGUUAAACUUUUAAAAGGUUUCUUGCUUGUCUGAGCCAUCCAGUGGAUUGUCCAGGCAUUGCACAGUAUUGGAUAAUGCUAUCACAUUGAGGAUUCUUAUUACCAUCCAUUCUUAUACUAAAUACAAAAAACUGGACUGAUCUAUCUGUCAGAAACGACAUUAAAAGAAAGAUUUCCUAAGGAAUGUACAUUCCCCACUUCCAACAUAUUGAAUUAUGGACUGCCUAAGAACUAUGUGACGCAGAGUGGAAAGCAUCUUGUCAGCUAAAAAGAAAGCAACAUUCUCAGAAUACCAAUGGAAGCAUCGCAUGCCGCUUACGCUGCUGUUGCUGCCCCCACUGUGGUUCCCAUGACCCCCUCGGCAGGGUACCUGCUCCGGAUGUUCCGCGAGUACCAGAGCAAUGCUGUCAUCAGAGAACACUACAACUACACAGGCAAACUGAAGGAGAACAAGUACAAGGAUGGACUAAAGCCAGAGGCCAUAGCCUUCCUGCUGAUCUGCUUGCUCAUAGUGCUGGAGAAUGCUGUGGUGCUGUUGGCCAUCUGGAAGAAUAAGAAAUUCCAUCUGCCCAUGUACUAUCUGUUAGGCAGCCUAACACUCUCAGACCUGCUAGCAGGCUUCACCUACAUGGUGAACAUUGUGACUUCAGGGGCCAACACGUUAAAUAUGACCCCUGUGCUGUGGUUCCUGAGGGAGGGGGGGGUCUUCAUAACGCUGGCCGCCUCCGUCAUCAGCCUCCUGGCCAUCGCCAUUGAGCGCCACGUCACCAUGGUGAGGAUGAAGCCCUACCAGGGGGCCAAGCGAGGCCGAAUGUUUGCCCUGAUCGGGGCCAGCUGGGUGCUGUCAGUGUUCCUGGGGGUGCUACCUGUCCUGGGCUGGAACUGUAUGGGCCGUCUGGACCAGUGCUCCACCGUCCUGCCGCUCUUUGCCAAAAGCUACAUCCUCUUCUUCAUCACCGUGUUCACCGCUGUUCUGCUGGCCAUCGUGGUGCUUUAUGUGCGCAUCUUCCACACUGUCAAGUCCAACACAAAGCACCUGGGCUCUGGACCGCAGCGCAAAGGCCUGGCCCGCAAGUCCCAGAAGUACAUGGCCCUGCUGAAGACUGUCACCAUCGUGCUGGGCGUCUUCAUCAUCUGCUGGCUGCCUCUCUUCAUCCUCCUCCUGCUGGACUUCUGCUGCCCGGCACGGAGCUGCCAGGUGCUCUUCAAGGCGGACUACUUCCUGGGCAUCGCCAUGUUCAACUCUCUCCUCAAUCCCAUCAUCUAUACACUGACCAGUAAGGACAUGAGGAGGGCCAUCCUGAGGCUGCUGUGUCGACGCUGCCUCCUCACCAAGGAUGGCCAGGUGAAGAAGAUAGGGGUGCCCUUCCUGGAGUGCAGUACCAGUAAGACUGAGGCGCCCUCCCAUAGGCUGGAGGGCCUGGAGAUCACAGUCUCCUCUGCCAACUUCACCCCUUCCACUAUUAAAGCCAUCUACCCCAGGAUGUCAAAGACAUGACGUGUCCAUGACGGCCCAAUGUGACUCAGCAGUAAUAAUGGAUAAUUGUCCAAUUACAGUAAGAGCAGAGUUCUGGAUACCCCCUUGACUGGACCACUCUUCGGCACCAUCUUACAGCUGUGAGACUACAACAUGUUAAGUAUGGGUUGUAAAUGGAACUACAAGCAAAGAGGAAGUAAUACUCUUCCUCUCACCUCAAUGGUAGAGAAUGUCAGCGGAACCCACCAUUGUCCUAUGUUUUGCCUUCCUCCCCUGGUCUGGCAUUUUCUUCCUAGACAGAUAAGCUGGAGGUUUCCACUGAAAGACUGGUCGGUCUAUUGUAAGGAAGUCAAACCUAAGUCACAGUGUUAGAGAAAUAAAUACCUUGUUGGUUUUUACUCUUCGGCGCAAAGCAUUAAACGGAUUAAUAUGCUGUUCUCAUACUGUGAAAUUCCUUUUCUCGUAUGCUGAGAUACAGUAUAUCUUUCAUACAUUAACAAUCUUCCAUAAUCCAAACUGCAGAAAAGAAAAACCCUCCUGAAGGAAUGGAUUCAUGUUUGUAGCAGUAUUUUGAAUUCACCAUUUACCGGUAGUUAAAGAGAACCACUCAACCAGCAGCUGUGAAAUGAACGUUAUUCAUGUUUUUUAUUAUACAAACAUUGAAAACACAUUCAGUACAUUUUAUUUUGAGUCAUACACAUAAUUAAAGUAUACAUUUGAGCCAUGCUAAGGCUCAUCCUUACAUCCCCUCUAAAGAAAAUACAUAAUACAAACAUAAUGACAUGUAGUUAAAACAUGAAGAAUCCACACCCAAAACUUCUGCCAGAACCAUGUAAUUUUUGUCAUCUGAUCUCAGGUCACGUUGAUGCCUCUUCUGGUUUGCACAUCUCUGGAGGUCUCUAAAACACACGUAGCAGCAGACAUGAUUGUGAGCAAUAAAAAAUACAUUAUUGACGGCUCUGAUUUUGUGGACUCAAAGUAUGGAAAUCAUAUUGAACACAGCCUGUUCACAAAAACAAUAGCAUUCAGAACUUUCCUGUACAAGCUGGAGAAUAUCCCUCUCAUGCAAUGAAGUGUUAUGUCUAUCUUCUGUAAACAGUGGUUAAUAGAAAUUUGUCAAAGACAAACCACAAAUGCUUGGGAUGCCAUGUAUAAAGUUCCAUUAUGACAGCAGUGAUGUUUGAAAGCAAGCAAUUCAAAUCUUUCACAUUGUAUAUAAAUGUACAAAUGAAAAAAAAUUAUAUGUCUUACUGUACUAUACGGUAUGUUGUGUAAAUAAAAUGAACUAUAGUUUCUGUAUUUUGUUUAUUCUGAACUAAACUUAAUUUAUGAGGCCACUGCCAAUGUUUUAUAUGUACAUUCAAAUGAUAAAUAAAUGUAUGUGAACAACAUCUACAAAAACA